AUGGACGCAACAUAUAAAACCAAUAAAAUGCGUUAUCCAUUGUAUACGUUACUAAUAGAAGAUAGCAAUGGAUUGGGACAACCUGUUGGAUUUGCUGUCUUGUCUAAAGAAGACCAAGCUCAUUUAGAAAAAUUUCUCGAGUUAUUUUCUGAGCUUAACGAUACAACAGGUGUUAAUUGUUUUGUUGUUGAUAAGGAUUUAGCUGAAAUUAAUGAUAUCAAAAAAGUUUUUCCGAAUAUUCAUAUUAACAUUUGCUAUUUUCAUGUCUUAAAGGCUGCCGAUAAGUAUCUUUUAAGUCUUAACGGAGAACUCGAAAAAAAGUCUUGUAUUAAACAAUUUGAAACUUUAUUAACGUCUAAAUCGUGUAACAACUUCGAUAAUGAACUACUUAAAAUCCAAAAUAUGUCAUUAAAAUUUUACAAUUACAUCUUAGAAAAUUGGGUUCCCUUUAAAAAUAACAUAACUUCAUUUAGCAACUCCAACAUAAUGAACCUUCAGAAUAGGACUAACAAUAGAAUUGAAAGAUUUCAUCAUACACUGAAACGAGUAUUAGGCUCUGCACAGCUGUCAUUAGAUGGUUUAAUAAAGAAUCUCCUGGCCAUAAUGGAUGUUCGAACAUAUGAAACUCAUCACCGUCAGUUUGAUAUGAAUAUGAAAACUGCAAUUAUACCCCAACCAAAUGUUGUUGAGUAUUACUAA
Molecule: messenger RNA, 699 nt
Organism: Hydra vulgaris (swiftwater hydra)
Lineage: Eukaryota; Metazoa; Cnidaria; Hydrozoa; Anthoathecata; Hydridae
Source: RefSeq, a predicted model, not a curated record